AUGCCCACGAAAGGUAUUAUAUGACAGUAACAAACCCAAAGUUCCAGUUCAACUAUUUGUUAUGAGUCGUUGUCCUGACGCAGUCGCAUGCGAGUCUGUUUUCGGAGAGGUUUUGAAACAAACGAAUGAUAUCACCACAAUCACCACAAAUUAUGUCGCAACGCUUAAUGAUUCCGCAACUUAUGGAGCUUCUUGCAAGCAUGGAGAUAUUGAAUGCAUUGGCAAUAUACAACAGCUCUGUUUUCGUUACAUUUAUCCUGAUCAAACAACAUUUUUCAACUUUCUCUCGUGUAUUGACCGUUACAUCCCUAAAAUUGGUUUUCGUGAUUGGGCAAUACAAUGUUCCAAAGAUGUAGGUGUGGACUAUACACCUGUAGAUAAAUGCGCAACCUCUAAUUAUGGAAGAAAUCUUUUUCUUAAAAGCGCCGGCAUAACUGAAUCGUAUGGCGUUACUAAAAGUUGUACGAUUUACAUUAACGGCAAAUUGAGAUGUAUCAAAGAUGAUACUUGGUAUGAUUGUCCCGGAGGCCACGAGGUCAAUGAUUUUGUGCGAUCCAUUCAAGACGCGUACGAAGGCACUGAAUAG
Molecule: messenger RNA, 586 nt
Organism: Dentiscutata erythropus
Lineage: Eukaryota; Fungi; Glomeromycota; Glomeromycetes; Diversisporales; Gigasporaceae
Source: the annotation of a GenBank genome assembly